Molecule: messenger RNA, 2557 nt
Organism: Polypterus senegalus (gray bichir)
Lineage: Eukaryota; Metazoa; Chordata; Cladistia; Polypteriformes; Polypteridae
Product: gastrula zinc finger protein XlCGF26.1-like
Exons: 4
Coding region: 123-2042 (639 amino acids)
Biological process (GO): regulation of transcription by RNA polymerase II
Molecular function (GO): DNA-binding transcription factor activity; RNA polymerase II cis-regulatory region sequence-specific DNA binding
Source: RefSeq, a predicted model, not a curated record
GAAAAGGGAUGUCGGCUCGUGUGUCUGUGUCUUACAAGCAGAGAACGAGGCAGUUGCCUUUCUCAUAUUACCAAGAGGCACAAGCAAGGAAGGAGUAGCUGCCGUUUUACGGCAACGUCAGGAUGGAAAUGAAACAGGAAACGUGUGACGUAAGUGCCACGGAGAUAAUGACUGUAACAGUUAAAGAGGAGGACUGUGAGUGGGGGUCCGUCCACUCCGAACAGGAGAGUCUGGGCGUUACAGAUGAGGAUUAUGAACUGGUGACCGUGGGCAUUAAAGAAGAAGCCGAGGAGACAGCGGUCAUCGGCGAGAUGCACAAACAUAGAAGCGUGGAGCCCGUUGACUUCAAGGUGAGGUCUGAGCCCUUCAAGUCUGACGCAAAGAGGACCGAGGAGAUCUCGUCAGGAGCAACGGACAUUUUGACAUCGGCUACUUCUCACAUCAGUCCUGUGAAACUAAUGAGAACGGAUAAAAGCGGCACUCAACAACAGAUGCACAGUACAAGUUCAUCAGAUUUGUCUGAUGUCCAAGAGCAGAAGAACAGUUUAAAUCCAAAAUCUACAGCCAGUGAUAACCGGAGCAGCCCUUCAAGUAAGAAGCCACACUGCUGUACUGAAUGUGGCAAACGCUUCUCUUGUAGUAGCCUACUUAAGAGUCACAUGAGAAUUCACACUGGAGAGAAGCCUUAUUGCUGUUCUGAAUGCGACAAACAAUUCUCCCAAAUGAGCCACCUUCGAACCCACAGACGAAUUCACAGUGGAGAGAAACCAUACUGCUGUUCAGAAUGUGGCAAGCAAUUCUCGCAAUCGGGCAGUCUUUAUAACCACAGAAGAAUCCACACGGGGCAGAAGCCAUUUACCUGUGCCGAGUGUGGCCAAAAAUUUGUUAGCAGUAGUACUCUUCAGAUACACACAAGAAUUCACACUGGGGAGAAGCCAUAUUGCUGUUCUGAAUGCGGCAAGCAAUUCUCCAAAAUAGGCAAUCUUCAGGCCCACCAGACCAUUCACACCGGGGAGAAGCCAUAUUGUUGUUCUGAGUGUGGAAAAAAAUUCUCAAAGGUUGUCAAUCUGAAGAAGCACAGAAGGAUUCACACCGGAGAACGGCCGUAUUCCUGUUCUGAAUGCGGCAAGCGAUUCUACAGUAGUAGCCACCUACGGAGACAUGCGAGAAUUCAUACCGGAGAGAAGUCUUACUGCUGUGGGGAAUGUGGAAAACGGUUCACCACCAGUAGUAACCUUCAGCAACACACAAAAGUUCACACAGGAGGCAAACCUCACUGCUGUUCAGAGUGUGGCAAGCAGUUUUUUGACAGGAGCACCCUGCUGAGACACAUUAAAAUUCACACCGGAUUGAAGCCAUAUUGCUGCAAUGAAUGUGGCAAACCAUUCUCGCGAAUGAGCAAUCUGCAGAGACACACAAGAAUUCACACCGGAGAACCCCGUGAAAAGCUCUACAGCUGUUCUGAAUGUGGCAAAAGUUUCUCCCAGAGGAGCCAUCUUCACCGUCACAAAGUCAUUCACACCGGAGAGAAGCCAUACUGCUGUUCAGAAUGUGGCAAGAGAUUCUCACGGACCACCAGUCUUCAGAGCCAUCAAAGAGUUCACACAGGCGAGAAGCCGUAUUGCUGUUUGGAAUGUGGCAAACACUUCUGCGACAGUACGACGCUUCAGAGACACGCGAGAAUUCACACGGGAGAGAAGCCAUAUUGCUGCUUGCAGUGUGGCAAACAGUUCUCCCACAGGAGUACUCUACGGGUGCACAUUAGAACUCACACUAAGGAGCGACCGUAUUCCUGUUCGGAAUGUGGACGAGGAUUCUGUCACAGGAGUCACCUCUGGAGACACAUCAGAAUUCACAACGAAGAGAAACCGUAUUGCUGUAAUGAAUGCGGCAAGAAAUUUUUGCGUAUGAGCCAUCUUCAGAGCCACACGAGAAUUCACACCGGAGAGAAGCCCUUUUGCUGCUCUGAAUGUGGCAAACAAUUUGCACACAUGAUCAGCCUUAAAAGACACUCUACGGUUCAUACGGGAGAGAAGGAGUAAGUUGGUGGGUCAAGAAGUAAGAAGUGGAGGAAAGGAGUAAAUACUCGAAUCUUUGAGUAGCUUCAUGUCGGGGGGAGCUUCGUUCCCCCUCCCCCAGAUCCAUACAAGAUCUCAUCAAGAUAAAACUACCCUUGUAGUUUGAAAAAGAUUUCAAUUCAUACUGGACCCUUUGUUCCCCAGAAUUUAAAGGUGUCCGCCCUUUGUCCCGGCACUAGGGUAAGGUGAUGGCGAUAGCAAUAGUGCAACGUCUUAAGAUGAAGUGGGAGAAGACAUCCAAUGUGGUGUUAGUCUCAAUGAACAGUGUUGCUGGCUCCCCCCAAAUGUGACAGUCAAGGACACAAGAGCUUCACUCGAGUAAUAAAUUAAGAGAAGCGGACACUAUCCAGGGGUCAUUUGGAGAUGAAGAACAGAUCAUUUGUUGCUACUUUGAUGGAACAAAUCCAGAGUGUCUACCAGGAGGGCUCAAACAACACGGUAAUCCCAGCAUCCAAAUAAAGUAAUAUAACUGAUGCCAA